Caenorhabditis sp. 36 PRJEB53466 is the source of this 8360-nucleotide messenger RNA. NCBI's taxonomy places the organism in Eukaryota, Metazoa, Nematoda, Chromadorea, Rhabditida, Rhabditidae. The record is from the annotation of a GenBank genome assembly.
AUGACGGAACGGGAUAUUGUAAGUUUGAACGAACUUUCAAAUGAGUUUUAAUCAAAAAUGUGUUCAGAAUGACAGAGCUCGAUCACCGCCGCCGAUCAGAGGACCGAGAACACCGGUGAGUUAAGAAAAUUGUAGACAACAACACAGUGCAAGUAUUGUAGCCUGACGAGCCGAUGAUCCAAGAACCGCAACCGUCGACAUCCUACUAUUAUGCGCAUCAGCAGUACGCGAUGCUUAACAGCUCGAUCGUCGGAGGUGCCGAUCCGUCGGUUCCGCCUCCGCCGAACACUCCGCAUCCGUCCAAGCGGUGAGUUUUCUUACUCUUUUAAAAUGAAUCCUGUCAGUAAAAGAUUAGCACUCAAGUUGUGUAUUCCAUUGAAUAGGGCGUAAGGAGUUGCAUGCAUUCCAAGAACAAUUCAAUUUUAUUGACACAACUUGAAGUUAUGAACAUUCAAGAAUUUCCAAAUGUCAAACAUUGUUCAACACUUUUAAAAAGCAGAAAACCCUUAAUGUAAAAAUAAACGAAACAUGCAUGUUUGCAGUAUUCAAAACGAGAACGACGGCUACUUUUCGACGCCGAGACAAACGAAGCAUGGACCGAGAACUCCGCCGUUGCCGCCGCCGCCACAGGAUGUAAUGUCGGCACAUCAGUUUCCGUUCAUGUUUCAGUAUUAGUGAGUUCUUUCUUCAAACUUUGUGCUUGAUUCUCAAUGCCAAGUGGAAAAUGAGACGAUCAUCAAAACGAACUAUUUUGCAGUGCACCACCACCCGGAUGGACUCACGAAAUGAUGCAAAUGGCUCCGCCGGGCACAUUUGCACCGGCUCAAUAUUUUCCACCACCAGGUACGAUUACAUCACUUUGAUUUGGAAAUUGACAAAAACUGAUCGGUUGCCAUGACGACCAAUUGUUUCUCAUCGACUUAUAACUAUCGGUUUGUGUGUCAAAUGCUAAACUCUUAAACAGUGUUGUCAUGGCAACGAAAAUGGUUGACCUUAACGGUUUUAGGGACCACAGAGUGUUUCAAAAAAGUAUAGAAUCUGUCAAAAUAAAUGUGUUCCCCAUGUUGACAUUAAUUAGUCUAACCCUCAAAGAGUGAUGUAGUAAUUCAAGAACCUUGCAAAACGUUUUAUUUCAGGUCUGAGCUACCCACCGCCACCAAUGCCGGCGCAUCAGUUCAUGCCGCCCGGAUUGCACACGACCGUCUCCGCGCCGAUCACCACCACCGCCACAUCGUCGUCGUCGUCGUUCUACAAAGUGACGCCGGUCAAUCCGCCGCCCAACCCGCCGUACCACUUUGAGCCGCCCGUCCCGCCGCUCCUAAGCCCCGCGAAGAAGAAGGAGUCGGAAGUUCCGCCGCCACCGCCGCCACGUCACUCGACAGCAGCGCCACCUCCGCCACCGCCGCCGCCACGCAAGUACAGACACGAGUACGAGCAGCCGACCUCGUCGUCAUCCUCAUCGUCGGAUAUGGUGUACGUGAAAGAGCGCAUCCACGUUGUGCCGACGUCGACCGGAUCGGCGACCACCGGCCACAACAGUGUGGUUAACGGAAGUGCGGUCGCCAACGGACGCACCGUCGCCAUGUUGCCGUGGAGACGGAGCGAGAAGGAGAAGGAGUGAGUUUCGGGUGUAUGCGUGAAGAGUACAUUGGAACAUUUUCUGGUGGUUUUCAACAUCGAAACGUUCUCAGGCAAAUCGUUAUUAAUCUGUGCUAGCUACCGAGUUCAGAAUCUAGCUGGAUGAUUGUCCUAUCAAAAUACACUGAUAAUAUUGUCAAUUCUCAUGUCUUCUUGGCAAUAAGCCUCAUUAGUGAGAGCCUAUGGUUGCAAAACGUAAUGAGAUAACAUUUGUUAUAAACUAACCAUUGUCUAUCGAUUGACAUGCUUUCUGAACUCUACGCAUUGAGGGCGUAAACAGAAAAGAGAGAAGCGCACGUAUGCGUAGACGCAGACGUCUAGACACUAGCGAGACGGAAGCAAACUGAACUGGGAGGUCGAGUUUUCAAUAAAGUUUAUUUAUUUAUUCUCGUAGAUAAGGAAAUGAAAAACGAUAGUAUAGAAAUGCACACUUGAAAAAGAAGAAAACGGUGACAAGACUUCCAGAAGAUGUCUAGAGAAAGAGGCUCAAUUAGUAUCUGACAAUGAAAUAUUGUUCACUUUUGCAGGUUCCCUCCACUUCCACCGCCACCGAUCCCUCCGACGAAUCUGCCCGCCGCGCCGCCCUCCAAUGAGUUCAUCAUGGACGUGCUCAACGGCGCGCACGUCGAAACGCCGAAAAGUGCACCGAAAAAGAGAAAGGAGCAGCGGAGAGAGGUAGAGAAGACACAUUUUUGGAACGACCCUAAUUGUUGUGUUGCAGAGUCGUUCCUCACCGAAAUCGUCGGCCUCAAAAACGCCGUCCACGCCGAUCGCUGUCGCUUCGCCCGUUGCGUCCACGCAAAAAGAGGCGGAGGUUACUAUGACCACACCGGCGCAGAUCCAAGAAACGGUACAACUGGUGGCGGAAGAUGAUGGAGAUGCCGAAGUGGCGAUGGCGAUGGAAGGGGCGGAGCCUCUGGCGACAGUGCUCGCAGGCACCAGAUCGGAAUGCUCGACACCCGGAGGACUCGGCGGCGUCCGGCCGCCCCAAUUCAACCGCAGCUACCAGGAUCCGGCGGAAGCAGGCGCGGCGGCACGACUCGGAUCGCCGCUCGAAAGACGCAGUGCCUCGCAGCCGCCCAUCUCGUCGUCGAGCCGCCGCGGCCACGGGUUCCGCACGAGAACUCGCGAGUCGAGUUCGCCGCCGCCCGACCGCUCCCGGCCACGCUUCCGAUUCAAUCGAUUCGCGAAACGAUCGACGUCACGCCGUCGUGCCAAUUCGGACGAACCGCCGCGUCGCCGUGCGCCCGGACCACGCACCCCAUCCGGAACACCGCCGCCCCGAGAGGAGACGGAGCGAGAGCUGAGCGCCAAGACACCGUUCUACACGUCGCCGUCACCGUCUUCCACCUACAUUCCGCUCAUUUCGAAAUCGCCGAAAAAGCAGAAGAAGCGAAAGAUGAAGCGUGUCGUUAUGGAUUCUGACGACGAAGAUGAAGAGACAAAACGCGCGCGUAUAGCGGCCGAAGAGGCCGAAAAAGCAAAGAUCGUUUCGAGAACGUUCCUGCCCGAUUGCUUCUUUGGUCUUCUGGGCGCUGCUGGUGCGGCCGCCGCAGGAAACGCGGAGAAAACAGAAACAGUGACGGCGCCCAGUUCGGUGGAGAAGCCCGAGGAGGAGCAGGAGCCGAUGGACCUCUCCAAGUUCGAGGAGGCGUUGAAGAAGAGCCGCAAGAAGCAGGAUCGGGAUAUUGAGGUCGAGUCGGAAGAUGAUCGAGUUUCCGCACCGGCUCAAGUGGCCCAUGCGCCGAGUGGAUCCGAAGAUGCGUCGACUGAAAGUCCGAGCUCGGAAGCGCCAGAAUCGCCGACGUUUUCCCAGAUCAAGUCGGAUACCCGUAACAGCAGCAUUUCCAAGACGCCCGUCACGUCAACCACGCCGAAGAAUGUGGAUCUCAACGAGCGAAUGAAGCAGUUCCGGAUGCGGAAAUUAGCGUCGACGCAGAAAAAAGAUGGGGAUUGGGUCGAUGAACCGGUUGCUCCGCACGAAGAUGUCGACAGAUCCUGUGGAUUCAGUCCGAGCCCCGAACCUCAAAACGAGCCCGAGCCCGAGCCAGAGCAGCACAAUAACUAUACCGAGGAGGAGCUGUUGCACGAGGAGGCGAUGGAAGUGGAGGAAAUUGUUCCGGCGGUGAAUGAGGAGGUGUUGCUUGCGGAGCCGAUCAACGAGAUUGAGGUGUACACGGACGACGAGCCGAUUGCCGAGGAGGUGCGGGCUCCGAUCAGUCCAAUUGCUCAGGACCAGCUUAUGGAUGAGGAUGAGGAGUAUGGUCGUGACGCCGACUUCUCGGACGAGGAGUCUGACGAUGAUUCGAGCGAGGUCCGCUUCAAUAACACCAAUGAUUUCUUCCCGGAUAAAAAGCCCGAUGAGGUUGAGCCGAUUCUCGAGCAAGAUCCCCAACCGGAACCGGAACCAGAAGUUGAACAAGUACUAGUAGAAGAGGAACCAAUCGUCGAAGAAGAGCCACCUGCCAAAAAGCCACGUAUCGUCACAGAAGUCCCUGUUCUGGAAGGCGAUCCAUUUGAGAUUAUCACCGAUCGAAUUCAAUUCAAAUUGGAGGAGAAACCGAUCAAGCUCGAGGAGCCGGCGCAAGCCCCAGCCGCCUCCACAGCUCCGCCGGCGGUUACUGUACUGGAUGUCGAUGAUGACGACGAUGAUGAUAUUGUCGAGAUUCCGAUCGUCGCAAAACCGCCCGUCGCGCCGACCCCUAUCGCCACGUCGACACCUCUCAAGCGGCCGCCCGUCGUCACAAAAGCGGCGCUGAAGCUGAUUCCGCCGCCGGCGCCGCCACCGAAACCGCGCGGACGUCGCGGGCGCAGGAAGAAGAGCCCGAGCCCGUUGUCGUCGAGCGAGAGCCCGAGCCCGGUUCGAAAGAUUGCACCGCCAACGCCCAAGUUUACGGCGCCGACUAUGAGCUCGAGAAUCGCUUCACGUCUUCUGGAUUCGCCCCCGCCACCGGCACCGAUUUCACGGCAUAUUCGAAGCGAUUCGGUGCUCCAGACGAACCCGCGAACAGACCACACUACACGUCUCAACGAUAUUAUGGCCUCGUCAAAGUAUGCGGAUGCCGUGUUCGAACGACUCGGCAAAUUCAAAAAUCAUGAGAUUUACACGUCGAGAUCACCGCCCGAAUCGGACAAAAAUCGAUCGAUAAUCAUGCGAGCAAAAUCGGCAAAAGUGGAGGAGAAGUCCGAUGCGGAGGCGGACGACGUGAAGCCGAACGUGACAUCUCUCAAACGACACUCGGAUCAUUUCGACGCGAGCGAUCCGGCGAAACUGCACAUUGAACUACUCAACCGACAACGCCUCGAUCGGCCCGCGCGUCGUCCGUACGGGACUUCGUCGAACUCGUCGGGCGCCGCGUCGCGUGCCGAAUCGCAAAUGUCGGAGCGCGACGACUCGUGCAUGCUCAUCGGUCUCAUGUCGCACAUGAAGAAGGAGAACAAGAUUGUGGAUGUGGACGCGCGCACGGCGGUGCUCAGCAAAGUCGCGAAUCGGGUUAAACAGCAUGGAUCGACGCACGCGCCGGGCGUCCAAUCGGCCAUCAAACUCGUGGAGAUGGACGAGGAGGACGCGAAGAAGGGCAAGAAAAGGCAGCAUCCGGACUUUGAGAUGUCGAAACAGAUUGCUGCCGACGCGGCCCUGAACCCGCACGAUGUGUUUUGGCUAAAAGUGACGAGCAAGAAUUUGAAGAUGCUCACGCGGGAACACAAUUUGCCGAAAAUGGACACGCCGGUGAGUAUGACAGAAAAAGUGGUGAAAAUUGGACAAAAUUUGUAUUCUUUUCAGUUCCGCAAGUAUGUGCGUGUACACAAUCAUCCGAACGGCGGCGCCACCAUAAUCAAGUGCGAUCUGAAUCGUGUCAAAGGCGAAUUUCCGCUAAAGUGCGUUUUUCUGAAAAAAAAAAGAAAAUAUUGGAUCGAUUUUAUCAUUUGCAGAGUGGACAUUGAUCGCUUCGCGCGCCAAUACAUUCGUCUGAGCGUGUCGGAAUCGAAGACGGGCGUGCCGAUAUUCGCGAUUUCGGUCAUCGAGAACGGCGCGACCGAUCUGAAGGACUUUUUCGAGAUGCUCGAAUUGGAGAACGAGAAUCUGAUGGUGAAGAUCGGAAGUCUGCUCAACAAGCAGGAAAUCAUCACGAUUCCGCUCAAAGAGUACCGAAGAAAAGUGUUCGAACACUUGGAGGGCAACACUUUCCGGUAGGUUUAGAUGAAGACAAACUGAAUGGUCGACCAAUAACUCUUUUUCAAACAAUACGAAAAACACCGCUCUUGCCCCUCGGUGUUUGCGUACUCAAGACUAAUUUCAGAAAUGUUGGCUUGAGUCUGAAAACACCGAGGGGGCAAUAGCGAUGAAUUGAGUUUAGCUAAUUUCAGUGAAAAAAAUACCAAUAUUCCGAGUGAAAAUCCAAAUAAUCAAGUCUGGAAAUAAGCAUAUUGCAGGUACGGUCCGAUGAUGGAGGUACAGAUGGCGGGCGCGAAGAGCAAUGACUCGGGCGGCGGCUACUUCCGCAAGAUGCUCAAAGAAAUCGAGAGUUCGCCGUUCAUGAAGCCGAUGAUGCCGUGGGGCGAGUUCUCGCACACGAAAGGAGUGCAUCCGAAAAAGCAGGACGACGGGCCGAUCUUCUGGGUCCGUCCCGGCGAGCAGAUGGUUCCGACGUCGAAAGAUCGCAAUACGUCGUCGUUGCGUUCCGUCGACCGCCGCGAACAACUGUUCCUCGACCGCACCGCGUGCCACGCGGACCAAUGUCCCGACUCGAAGGAGAACGGACCCAAGUCGACAGCCGCCGCGGGCAUUCUGCAGGGCAUCCGCGACCCGAGCGACCCGUACUCGGAGGAGCAGCGCCGCGCCGUCAAGGACGUCGUCGUUUUCCACGGAGGCGACUUCUCAAAGGUUGUCGACGCGCUCCAACUCGACAUUUACGAACCGCCCACCGCUCAGGUAAAAGGGGUGUGUAUCGUUUGCUUCACUCGCUUCGUUUCUUCUCCUUUCAACCCCUUGGAAAUAAUAACUUUUAAUGGACUCAUUCAGUCGGGAAAGGACUCAAACGCUGUUCCGCAAAAAUGAAACCCUAAAAAACGAUGUUUUCCUGUUUUGAAUUGAGCGUUUUUCGCCGACUGAAUGAGCCCCUAUACACGUCGCACCACCGAUCUUCGGAUCGAAUUUCGACCCGCUAUGAAAACGCGCUCCUUUUCGUAAGUAAAAAAGAAAUUUGCAGAGUGCAGUGGAGUGCGUUUUCUCAGCGCAAAUUUUGCGAUCGUGUAAUAUGAAUGCAAUGCAAUCCUCAUCGUCAUUUUUGGCUGCAGUGAUCCAUAAAAAUUCCUCCUUACCCCAUGCAUGAACAGAAAAAGUUAGGCAUGAGGCUGAUGAGCUUUGACUUGAAAAAACUACGGAAUGGCUUCUUUUCAGAUGACAUAGAAAUUCAAAAAAACAACUAACACACCCUGAAAAAUGCAUACAUGUUUUAACCUCCAAAUGCGCCUUGCCACCUGAGUUCUUCCACCCCAGAAACCUAUUUAGUCGUGUGUUCAUUUUUUCAGUUAAUUUCCAUAAAAAUGUGCAAUUUUCAGGCUAGUUUUAGUAGUUGAAAACGUAUUCUGAGUUUAUAGUUUUUCCUCUCGCGAUCGACAAUCACAAAUUGAAUGCUGCGCUUUGAGAAUGCCCGUCCUGCCUGCCUUUCAUCUCUUUUGACUCUCUCUCUCUCUCAUUCUCCGUUCAUUCUUCUCAUUUGUUGUCUCCUCUCAUUGGAUGCAAAAAGCGAACGACGCACCCCUUUUGCCCCCGCCACGUGGCAAAAAACUCGAGCUGACGCCUUUGAUAUUGUGAACAGUGGUCGUGAUUGUGAAAAUUGUAAAAAAAAAAAAUAUUAGUAUUAAGGCUAGUUUUAAAGCAAGACUUUCGAACCUGGGACCGAUCUCACGCUCGGCAGCGGCAAAGAGCCAAGUUAUGAUGGCUAGAUUAUCGAUUAAUUAUAGAAAUAGAAAAUAGCAUUAGAACACACAGACAUAGUUCGAUUUUUGAGAGUAAGGCUUAUUCAGUGCAUGUUUUAAUUCGUUUUUUCGCUGAUUUAAGCUUCUCGACGUAAAAAACACGCUGAAUAAGUAUAGUUUUUAAAAAAAACCUAGCGAUGGUGGCUAGAUUAUCGAUUGGUUCAGUGAACGUUGUUUUUUUGUUCCUUACGUUGAAAAACUGAAUAUAGCAAUCAGAAAAACAUGCACUGAAUAACCAUUUCAAGAAGAAAGAUUGCCUUUUGUGAAGAAGCCUGAAAUGAUCCGUAAAUCCGUACCUUUUCAGUUUUGCCAAUGGUCACUAAAAAAUGAUUAACCGAUAUUAACCCGAAGGAGUAUUAGUUGAAAAUAUGUGUUGAUACCUAAAAAAAAUAAACAAUUUUCACUAAUCCAUCCCGUUUUUUCAGUGCGCCGGAUGGCUCGAAGAGGCCAAACUCAACUCGUUGAGAGCCGAAGGAAUUCGAUGGGCAAAACUUGAGGUUUGUCGAGGAACUAAUUGAAUGCUGAAAUCCCGUUUCUAUUUGCAGUUGCACGAGAACGACAUGUACUUUUUGCCGCGCAACGUGUGCCACCAGUUCCGCACAAUCGCCGCGUGCACGUCGAUCGCUUGGCACGUUCGUCUGCGUCACUACUACGAGACGAAGCACACGCCGAGCUUCCCGGAUCCGGAGUUUGAGUGCAACGAUCCGUACUCGGACAUUGAGUGCGACUUUCAAAAAUGA